GGGGCGCAGCCUUCGGGUCCCAGCAGCUCUGACCAGCGCCCCCGGGGUAGCUCGGGGAAGGGGGCGGACGCGGGCGCUGGGCUCGUGCGGGGGCUCCCCCGGGACGUCGCGAUGAACAUCGUGGUGGAGUUCUUCGUGGUCACUUUCAAAGUGCUCUGGGCGUUCGUGCUGGCCGCGGCGCGCUGGUUGGUGCGGCCCAAGGAGAAGAGCGUGGCCGGCCAGGUGUGCCUCAUUACGGGCGCCGGCAGCGGCCUGGGCCGCCUCUUCGCGCUCGAGUUCGCCCGGCGCCGGGCGCUGCUGGUGCUCUGGGACAUCAACACCCAGAGCAACGAGGAGACGGCGGGCAUGGUGCGCCACAUCUACCGCGACCUGGAGGCGGCCGACGCCGCGGCACUGCAAGCUGGGAAUGGUGAGGAAGAAAUUCUGCCCCACUGUAACUUGCAGGUUUUUACCUACACCUGUGAUGUGGGAAAGAGGGAGAAUGUCUACCUGACGGCAGAAAGGGUCCGAAAGGAAGUGGGUGAGGUCUCCGUCCUGGUCAAUAACGCCGGCGUGGUGUCUGGGCAUCACCUUCUGGAAUGUCCCGAUGAGCUCAUUGAGAGAACCAUGAUGGUCAAUUGCCACGCACACUUCUGGACCACUAAGGCUUUUCUUCCUACCAUGCUGGAGAUUAAUCAUGGUCAUAUUGUGACAGUUGCAAGUUCCUUGGGACUGUUCAGCACUGCUGGAGUUGAGGACUACUGCGCCAGUAAAUUUGGAGUCGUGGGUUUUCAUGAAUCCCUGAGCCAUGAGUUAAAGGCCGCAGAGAAGGAUGGAAUUAAAACAACACUGGUCUGCCCUUACCUGGUGGACACUGGCAUGUUCAGGGGCUGCCGAAUCAGGAAAGAAAUCGAGCCUUUCCUGCCCCCUCUGAAGCCCGAUUACUGCGUGAAGCAGGCCAUGAAGGCCAUCCUCACCGACCAGCCCAUGAUCUGCACCCCCCGCCUCAUGUACAUCGUGACCUUCAUGAAGAGCAUCCUCCCUUUUGAAGCAGUUGUGUGCAUGUAUCGGUUCCUAGGAGCAGACAAGUGUAUGUACCCAUUUAUCGCUCAAAGGAAACAAGCCACAAACAACAACGAAGCAAAAAACGGAAUCUGAGGAUCUUUUUUGUACCGAAUAUCAUUUCUACCAGAAGACGAUCGGGAUAUCUUAGUCCGACCCACAUCAGCUUGACUGAUACUCUCUGGAUUCUACAUCCAUUUUUUUUUUUUCAAAUCAGCUUUUUACAAAAAUAAAUAAAGUGUAAAUUAACUGACUAGAGUACUUGGAAAACGUGAUCAGCAAAAGUGAGCUUAAGUUGUUGCCAACGGGGUCCUUUGCAGGCAGAACCCUAAGACCAGUCCAGUCUUUUAGACAACCGCUGUGUGACGUCGCCAGGCCACCAUUAUUAUUAUUUUUGGAAUGAACAGGAAGUCUCAAGAUGAUAAUGACUGUGUGUUUCACGUGUUUGUUUUCCUUCAUUCCCAUAGAGUUUAUUAAUUCUUGUAAUUAAUCUCUAGCAAGUUGACACCCUUGCAACUUCAAGGACUGACAGUGCUGUAUUUUCUCAUGUUUUCUAAGUUUCAGCUUUGCAAAGCCUGUGUGGCUCUUUCAUGGUGUGUAUAUAUACAGCUCUUUUAAAAAGGCAUUUUGAAAUCUCCUUCAAUUGGAAGUAGAGGAUGUCUGAUUGUUACAGUAAAGUCAUGUGAUCAGGUCUCUUUGUUAAAGUCACAAUGACCGAAUUGUUGGUCGAAUUUUAAAAUGUAUCUCUGAGGUCUUUCCUUAAGGAUCUAUUCCUCUGGAGACCUAUUUAUCCAAAAAAAAAAAAAAGAUCAUAGAUUUUCUACCUGUGAAUUUUGCUGCAUACAGAAAGUGCCCUUUCCUAAGAAAGUUGCUGUGUUUCAUUUCUUUGGUUGGACUUUGAUCUAGAAUACAUAGCAGCUCUGCAAAGAAACAAUUUCUAAAAGUGGGAACUUGUGCACAUAAAAACGUCCCUGUUUUUGUGCCAACUAUGAUUAGCAAGGGGGGAAAAAAUCUUACACUAUGGAAUACAUAUGGAAAGGUGUAAAGAUUCUUUUGAAAGUUUUAUUCACAUUGUAGAACAGCAAAUGACAUUUUUACAGUAUUUUUUUGUAAAGCAAACUAUUUUGUGCCUUGAAUUUGGUAAAUGUGUAUUAGUGAAACAUUGUAAAAGUGAACUGCUACCUCUGUAUCUAAAUGUAUACCAUCCACUUGUAAAUGACUAUAAACUAUUAUGUGAUUGCUCUUUUUUUUAGAAUGUCUUGUUUAAAUAGCGGCCAAUGUUUUAGGCUAUUCAAAUAAGCCAUCUUUUACUAAUUAAUUGGGAGAUUUUAUAAAGGAGUGAUUAAAUUUAAAGACAACUUACAUACAAAUGACUGUGUGAUCAUUAGUUAUCAGCAGUAUUGUCGGGACAGGCACUGUGUCCUUAUUUUCUAUGCCAUAUCACUCAUUAAUGAAAAACAUUUGAACGGGCUUGUGUUCAGGGACACUGGUAGGUUAGGGUGCCCUACACUCACAUUUCCCAUGUUACCAUCUUCUCAGAUUAGAUACUUUAUCAAGGGCUUGUUGAUACUAAAGGUGGGGAGAUAGAAUCCCAUUACCUGUGUGUUGUCCAGCUGCAGCACAGAUGAGUUCUGCCGUGUAUCCACAUAUAGGAAAGUACUGCCUCACCGGUAGGGUCCCCAACACUGGUCUUAAGAAAUAGCUUUAUUCAGUGUUUAAAUUUCUUUUUCUAAAUGAUAACUAAACUUGAAGCCAUUGAGGCACUGGCUAUCUCUUAUUUUCCAUUUUGGAUUUUAAGUACAGUUGACCCUCAAACAUCACAGGGGUUAGAGGAUCAAUCCUCCAUGUAGUCAAAAAUCCAUGUAUAAUUUAUAAUCAGCCCCCUGUAUCCAUGGUUCCUCCAUUCCCCAAUCCCCAUCUACUGGUUCCACCAACCACAGAUUGUGUAGUACUAUAGAAUUUACUACUGAAAAAAAAUUUGUGUAUAAGUAGAUUGGCACAGUUCAAACAUAUGUUCAAGAGUCAACUGUGCUUUUGAAGUAAACCUCAUGUAACAACAUGGGUGGAGACAUAUUUUCAGUGGUUCUCCCGGUGUGCCCUUCAGUUAACCCCUAGCACCCUCCAACAGGAUAUCUGUUCCAAUACUCUAAAACCCACUUACCAAUCUUAAGGCUAAAGCAAGUCUCCCCUACAUUUAAUUUUAUUCUCAUAUGUUGUCAUUUAAACCUUUUUCUAUUCUUGUUUGUUGUUGCCCUGACAAAGUUGUCCGUCUCUAAAUUCAAUAAACAAAAUUCAUUUAA
This is a messenger RNA of Dama dama (fallow deer), 3341 nucleotides long. RefSeq names its product retinol dehydrogenase 10 (gene RDH10). Gene Ontology annotation, molecular function: oxidoreductase activity, acting on the CH-OH group of donors, NAD or NADP as acceptor. The coding region runs from base 112 to 1137 and encodes 341 amino acids. Gene Ontology annotation, cellular component: lipid droplet. The record is from RefSeq and is a predicted model, not a curated record. Lineage: Eukaryota; Metazoa; Chordata; Mammalia; Artiodactyla; Cervidae. The transcript has 6 exons.